AUGUCUCACAGCAGCACGCUUGCGUGCAUGGAAAGACGUAGUAAUUGCGAUUUUUCUUCUGUCCUCUUCCUUUCCACUCAGAUCUUUGGGUUAAUCAUUCAGUCGUUUUUUGUCUUGUUCCUGUCUCGUCUAUCAAUUGUUUUGGGCCCUGAGAAACAGCAACGCGCCACAACCGUACCGUCUCAUAUGCAGGGUCCGCCUGCUCAACAUAACCUUGGAAUUAACAACACCGCAAAUGCCCAUCUACAACCCUUCCAACCCAAUCCUAAAUUUGGACCUUUACAAAGUCGGCAGCAAAAACCGCCAAGGAUGACCCUGUCUACCGAGACAAGAACCACAUUCGGUACCAGCGAAAUCGAGAACGAGAAUAAGGACCCUUUUGUUGUUACUCCGCCACGCAAACGCGAUUUGACGAAAGAAACAACCAGUCCAGCAACACCCAAAAGUAAGAGUACACCACUGCACAAGCGCUUCUUGGAGGAGGUCACUAUGAGUCCUGGCACACUGUCCACACCGCCACGAACGCCCAGUAAGAGCCCAAAAAGAGGCCAUACGUCGAAGCAGAUGCUUGAGGUUGGGCAGAAUGGGUUUUAUUUUUCUAUGGAGAUACCGAAGAAGAAGAUUACGCCUAGGAGGGCUGCGACACCAGAUGGAAGGACGUUCGGUGGACAGUCACCGAGUCCCCUGAAAGAGAAGAAGAGUGAGGUGAAGGGCGGCGAGACCCCUGGCGGGGGGAGAGUCAAGGACAUUCUGAGGAAGAAUCUGUUUGGGACGCCGAUGAAGAAGGCUACGAAGUUCGGCAGGGGCGAUCAAGAGAAGGGGGACGUGGAGAAGACGGGAACUGCAGUGAGGAUCAGUCCAUCGAAAGAUCGCUCGUGGCAGAGCAUGCUGAAGCGUGAGCCACAGCCAAGCGAACACAGCGGAAGUGAAAGCGCACAAAACGGCACUACGACAGAAGCUGCGACCGAACACGCUGUUGCGCCUGCCAUCACCCAGGACUCGUCCAGAUCUGCCGAACCUUCAGCACCACCUCCAUCAACAAUGACGCCAUCGACGAUGCAGAAUCCGGUUAUGCCACCAGACCAACAACAGACUGCACCUGCACUCGACCUACAAAAGGCGUCCGCCGCUUCCACACCAUCGAACAUCGGCCAUCUGAUGGCCGGCCUUCGCAACAAGAGCUCGAAAGUUCAGAUGCUGCCCACGACCGGCGGUCUGGAGUCUAUGCCAACGCCGCUGCGCAAGAUGUCAGAGAGACUUGGCCUGAGGAGUCCGCAUGUCGUGCGCAAGGGGAAGGUCGAUGGCGACGGCGAUGGCAAAAGCAGUCCCGCUGCAAUGUCGAAGACAGAGACGUUGAGGUUGCCGAUCUCGGCGUUGGAUUUGAGAAGUGCUGCGAAAAGGGAGAACGGGUCAGCGUCGGGUACUUCAGCUGUUGUAGGAGCUACGACGACUGCGCAGAUGGCAUCAAAGGAAGGGCACGCGAUGCGAAAAGAGGAUCCUCUCGCCCAAUUUCGCAAGUAUCCGACCGCAGUUGCAUCACCUGUCGUUUCCUCACGCCCAAGCACUGCGACAUCAUCAUCGUUCGCGUUUCCCUCAACGUCCUCCAGACCAGGUCUUCCGAACAGAUCGAAGAGCUUUGGCACGCCUACUCGUCUCCGCUUUUCUAUACAGGAAGACAUGUACAAAGUGCAAGAGUCUCUGAAGCGAUCACUUGGGCAAGAUUUCAGCUUCCAGACGAACGGCACAAACCAUGCAACACCAAUGUCACCCACUGUAGCAGCCGCAAGCCCGGGUGCGUCCGCCAGGGACCACAGCAAAAGUAAUGCGAGGAAAGCGGCGAGGCCUGUCUCCAUGGUAGGUCCAGCCAAGUCAAAUGAAGUGAGCAGCACAGAGGCUGGGCCGAGGAGACCGCUCAACACCGCAGCACGCAAACCGAGACCCAAAUCCAUGAUCGUAGGUUCAGCCAAAGUUCUAGAGACCAUUGCUGCACAAAUCGACUCACCACGCGAGCGGGCGAAGCUGCGUAGCGCCGCUGCCACAUCUUCGAGUACACAAACCGGACCUACGACUUCACGUCCUGGCAUAGCGGCGUCAACGUCGCAAGGACCCAAAGCCACUACCACAACGCAGGAGUUGAAGAAACCCCAGCCUACGGUCCGCACGACAAAGUCCGCAGCUCUUCGUGCCGCUGCCCACCCCAAACGCGCAGCACCACCUGCGCCUGCAGCUACAUCGGGUCUGCAGAAACAGAGGAUAGUAAGUGCCGAAGUGAUCGCGGACCACAUAUCCUCAUGGAAUUCUGAGGACCGCAAGAAUGCCGUGCAGAAGAUACCCGUGCGCUCCAAGUCCACAAAAGCAUCAAACAAACCUGCUGUCAGGGGCAUGGGCAAGAGAAAGGUGGUGACGCCAGAGCCAAAGAAUACGAAAGACACAAAAGCAGACUCAGGCACUGCGCAAUCCUACACGCCCCCCGGCAACCCAACGCGUCUCUCCUCACCCGUCAAAUCACCCUCGAAAACCCGCCUUACGGUGUUACCCGCCACUCCCGCAACCAAGCCGAAGAUAGCGCCCCCUCUGUCCCACGCAGCUCCGUCUCACGCAGCAAAGCUGAGGACACCGCACCCGGCUAGAACUCCGGUUAUUCAGAGGACGGCUGGGAUGGGUCGGAAUGAUGGAUUGGAGGAGGAUCUAAAUGCGCUGCGCACACCGAGUAAGGAAAUUCAGAGUGCGCUGGAUCGAGCGAUUGAUAGGAAGAUUGAGGAGGAUAGAAGGAGGGGUGGGUGGUUAUGAGCUGGGAUGAGAGUGAGGGGAUGGUUAUGAUGAUCUACUGAGAAACCACCGAUUGCAUGUACGAUUACAAUGUC
Molecule: messenger RNA, 2864 nt
Organism: Macroventuria anomochaeta
Lineage: Eukaryota; Fungi; Ascomycota; Dothideomycetes; Pleosporales; Didymellaceae
Exons: 3
Coding region: 1-2790 (929 amino acids)
Source: RefSeq, a predicted model, not a curated record